CUCCUGCAAGAAUCUGUCUUCCCAAUCAUAUAUCUUUUAUCCUUUUUUUUAUUCUCUUCUCUCUCUAUCUCUAUUUUUUUUUUUUUUUUCAACUCUUAAAUGUUACCUCCUGUCAUAAUAUUCUAAUUCCAUGUUCCCAAUUGCUUGUCUUGCUUAUCUUCUUUAUCUAUUUUCAACCUGAAUAUUUUUUUUUUUAAAUUUUUUUCUUGAGGUGGGUUUGUUGAAGCUAUACUCUUUUAAAGUUUGGUUUUUCACCUUUCCAUUUCUUUUCUUUUGCAGCUUUUUUCUUGAGUUUCUGUUGUUCGUCUUUCAAACCCAAAUUGUGAUUUUGCCAAGUUUAUACUUACUUGGUUUACUUGUAAUUGUUUUUUUUUUUUUUCCUUUUUUUUUUGGGGACCAAAUUUUCACAUGAUUCAGCUAGAAGAUUUCUUUUCUGUGAGAUAUUUUGAUCUGGGAUUUCUGUAACUGUCAUUUAUUUUAGAUAGUUACCCAACUUUGCUACCUUUAUUGGUUGAAUUUUUCCAAAAGUACUUACUUUUUUUUUUUUUCCUUUUUUUUUUUGAGAAAGGUUGAUUUUAGGGAAAUUUGUAAUAAUGUGUUUUCCUCUACCAGGCAUUUAAUUAAAUAUUUGCUCUUUGGGUAGCCUAGUUUUUGGUUUGUGAAUUCGGGUUAUAUAAGGAAAUGGGAAAUUUUGUUUUGUAUUUUUGAGUGGAAGCGGUGGUGAAAGAGGAGUAUGAGAGGAGGAAAAGAUGAGGAAAAGGUGACAAGUCCGAUGUUUCCAAGGCUUCAUGUGAAUGAUACAGAGAAAGGAGGACCAAAAGCACCUCCAAGGAACAAAAUGGCUCUCUAUGAGCAGCUCAGUAUCCCUUCUCAAAGGCUUGCCUCUGGAUCAGCAUCCAUGUUGUCUAUGCCGCAGAAUAAUGGCAACAGCUUGGUACCUUCAACACCCUCCAGCCAUGUUGCUGCCCAUCAGAGUAUGUUUACCCCGUUUUGCAAUACUCCUGUGCCUUCUUAUAUGGCCGAGAAGCUUCAUUCUAAUUCUUCCAGUGGAAUAAAGCCGAACACAAACACUGUGGUUUCAGAUCAUGAAAGAAAAUCUAUGAAACCAACAAAUCAUCAUAAUUUGAAUGGUGCAGUGCCAUUGUCAUCAACUGCCAAAUGUGAUUCUUCUCGAACAUAUAAUAUCUCUAAAUUUAAGAAUUUUUCUUUCAAGAAGUUUAGAAAUGAGGAUGAUUUUGUGGUUCCUAGCUCUGCUUCAGGAAUUCGUAGUAUCGGUCGACAAAAUAAAGAGAGGGAAACACUACCUCAAUUGAGCUUAAACUCAAUGGUGCAACCUAAAAGUUCAUGUGAAAAGCAAAUGAGGGGAGCCACAAAUCUGAAGUCAAGACACUCUGUAAGGAACCAAAGUGAAGAUAAUCCAAAAAUGUACGAGACUAGUCAAAAUCCUGCAGACCUUGUUCCAUUUGCUACAGAUAAGAAUUUUGUGGAUGCAUCGUCAUGCCCAUCAACUGCAGACAAGAACAGUAAAACAUCAAAGCAAGCACAUGCGUCAUUGAAUCAGGAACAUAAAAGGAGUCCAACAGAUAACUUGAACGAGGAGUGUUUAGGUGCUUGUGAUAAGAUGUCCCUUGGAAGUGAUAUCCAGGGGGAAUCCACAAGAGGUAUGGCUAGGGAAAUUACUUCAAAUGUGCGAAUGAGAAGCGAAUCAUGUUCAGGACCAUUGCUUGUUGAUGAGCGCCCUGGAGAGAAGAAUUGCAGGACUCCAAAAGUGGGAAAUGUAGACAGACAUGAUGAUGUAUCAGAGACUUCUAUGGUCGACACUGUAUUGCAUCCGCACGUCGCUCCCGAUGAUGUUGUGGGAGUGAUAGGUGAAAAACAUUUUUUGAAAGCAAGAACAGCUAUUGUCAAUCAACAAAGAAUCUUUGCGGUGCAAGUUUUUGAGUUGCAUAGACUAACAAAGGUUCAGAGGUUGAUUGCAGGAUCACCACAUUUAUUGAAUGAAGACAACCUUUAUUUGCAAAAGUCUGCAUUAGAAACAUCUCCAGUGAAGAAGUUGCAAUUGCAGUAUGUUCUUGAGCCACCGAACCCAAUUGCUAAAUCAAAAGAUGAUCCUCAGCAGCCAAAUCCUGGCACUGAAUGUGCCGAUGAGAAUGUAGUUAGGAAGUUGCCUCUCCCAUCUGUCAACAAUGACACAAGUAGAGAACUUGUCGCCGAGCAAUCAAAUUAUGCACAGUAUUCAAGAAACCCACCACCAACUCCUCCAACUAACAAUAACAAACAUGCUCAAUGGUGUAUACACCCUCCACCUGGAAAUCAAUGGUUGGUUCCCGUUAUGUCUCCUUCUGAAGGACUUGUUUACAAGCCCUACACAGGAAUGUGCCCUCAAACUGCAGGUUUCAUGGCACCAAUAUAUGGCAGUUGUGGCCCUAUGAGCCUAAAUCCUGGAAGUGGGCAGUUCUUAAAUGCAGCUUAUGGUUUCCCAGCUUCUAAUCAUCAAGGAAUUGGAAUUGUUCCCGGAACACAUCCUUUAGGUCAGACAUAUUUUCCACCUUAUGGUUUGCCAGUAACGAACCCCUAUGUAUCUGGUUCGGCUGUUGAGCAGAUGAGCCCGUUUGGUGGAGUUCGCUCAAAUGAGCAGGAAAAUCAGUUAUCAACUGGGGAGAUUAACUUCAGAAUACUAAAUCAGAGCUCACGUAACAUGCCAAGCCAGAUGAGUCACGUAAUGUCACAUGAUGUUGAGAAACUUCAAGCUCCAACACGGAGUGAGUUUCAUGGAAGUACAGCUAGUAGUCCAUCUGAGAGGACCAAAGUAGACGAACUCCCCCUUUUUCCUAUGGUACCGACGGCUCAGGAGCUAGAUCAAAAUACACAAAAUAGCGAGCAUCAGAUACGUGUGAUCAAGGUUGUUCCUCACAAUCCUAGAUCAGCAACUGAAUCAGCAGCCCGGAUAUUUCAGUCAAUACAAGAAGAAAGGAAACAUCUGUGAUGAGUUUCUUGUUAAAAUUAUGGCAAGCGAGAAAUGGAAAUAUAUAUACUUAUACUCCUUCAAAAUGUUUGAUAAUUUUGUAACUUUAAUCAUAUGUUUAUUUUUAUAAUCAUAUCAAUAAGAUGUAAAUAUAUAUGUUUAAUCGAAAACUGAAUUAUCCUCA
Molecule: messenger RNA, 3149 nt
Organism: Ziziphus jujuba (common jujube)
Lineage: Eukaryota; Viridiplantae; Streptophyta; Magnoliopsida; Rosales; Rhamnaceae
Product: ELF3-like protein 2
Exons: 4
Coding region: 734-2986 (750 amino acids)
Biological process (GO): regulation of photoperiodism, flowering
Source: RefSeq, a predicted model, not a curated record